Messenger RNA from Xiphias gladius (swordfish), 3117 nucleotides. Its product is annotated as alpha-1,6-mannosylglycoprotein 6-beta-N-acetylglucosaminyltransferase B-like. Gene Ontology annotation, biological process: protein N-linked glycosylation. The record is from RefSeq and is a predicted model, not a curated record. Gene Ontology annotation, cellular component: Golgi apparatus. Bases 32 to 2440 code for a protein of 802 amino acids. The transcript is spliced from 17 exons. Lineage: Eukaryota; Metazoa; Chordata; Actinopteri; Istiophoriformes; Xiphiidae. Gene Ontology annotation, molecular function: alpha-1,6-mannosylglycoprotein 6-beta-N-acetylglucosaminyltransferase activity.
CAACAAUGUCAGGGGUCGCUCGUUUUGGAAAAUGAUUACUGGCAGCACCGACGGUAAAAUAAUGGUCAGAAGAUGUCUAGUAACGUUCAAACCGUUCAGGAUAUUCGUGGUGGGAAUAGGUUUCUUCAGCCUGUGCUUUCUAAUGACCUCUCUGGGGGGGCAGUUCUCAGCCAAGAGACUGGGGGACUCCCCAUUCACCAUCCGCACAGAAGUGCUGGGAGGCGUGGAGUCACGUGGUGUGCUGAGGAAGAUCAGUGACAUGCUGGAGGUGAUUCUGAAGAGGAUGGACAGCCUGUCCAAACUCGACAACACCUCCGCCACCGAGGCACGGCGCCUGGAUGAGCUCAGCUCUGCUAUCAACAGGUUUCAACCAGCCGGCUUGGUGGAGAGGAUCCAAGCUAUUGCCCAGAACGUCUCCAACAUGGCCAUCAGGGUGGAGCAAAUAUUGCAAAACAGCAUGGUGCAAGGAAGAGCAGUGAGAGAUGGGACGUCAAGCCAGUGUGAAGUACCAAGAGACCCACGCUUUCCGGAGUGUCCUGGGAAAGUUGAUUGGAUGCGUGCACGCUGGACGUCGGACCCAUGCUAUGCCUUCUAUGGUGUUGACGGUUCAGACUGCUCUUUCCUCAUCUACCUGAGCGAGGUGGAGUGGUUCUGCCCACCACUGGCCUGGAGGAACCACAGUACCCCCCCCACACAACAUGCACAACAAGCAAAGGCCCCAAAGAGACAGGCUGCUUUCCGCACAGAUCUCUCUGUACUUCUGGACCAGGUUGGGACAGGGAAGGAGUCCCUCAGCUUCAUGAAGCGCCGAAUCCGCCGCCUCACACAGCAAUGGGCAACAGCCGCCAACCGCCUGGAUGCCAAGUUGGAGCAACGAUGGAGGGACCAGAAGAAGAUCCUGGUCCAUGUAGGUUUCCUAACAGAGGAGUCUGGGGAUGUUUUCAGCCCCAAGGUGCUGAAGGGGGGUCCAUUGGGGGAGAUGGUCCAGUGGGCUGACAUCCUCACCGCCCUCCAUGUUCUGGGACAUAAUCUCAAGAUCUCCAUGUCUGUCAAGGAGCUACAGGGGUUUCUUGGAGUGCCUCCAGGCAGAGGCAGUUGCCCACUCACUGGCCCGCUGCCCUUUGACCUCAUCUACACUGACUACCAUGGCCUGCAGCAGAUGAAGCAACACAUGGGGCUCUCACUAAAGAAACACAAAUGUCAUAUCCGAGUGAUUGACACCUUUGGGACGGAGCCAGCUUACAAUCAUGAGGAGUAUGCAACCCUGCAUGGCUACCGGACCAACUGGGGCUACUGGAACCUCAACGCCAGGCAGUACAUGACCAUGUUCCCUCACACACCAGACAACUCAUUCAUGGGCUUCGUUUCGGAGGAGCUGAAUGAGACAGAGAAGAGAAGCAUUCAGCAGAAUAAAGUCAACAACAUGGCUGUUGUGUACGGAAAAGAGGCCAGCAUGUGGAAGGGUAAGGAAGGAUUCCUGCAGAUUCUCCACAGGUACAUGGAGGUCCAUGGCACAGUGUACUAUGAGACUCAGAGACCUCCAGAGGUCCCGGCCUUUGUGAAGAACCACGGGCUGCUGCCCCAGCAUGAACUGCAGCAAUUGCUGCGCAAGGCCAAGCUAUUCAUUGGGUUUGGUUUCCCCUACGAAGGCCCUGCCCCUCUUGAAGCAAUAGCCAACGGCUGCAUUUUCCUCCAACCCAAGUUCCAUCCACCUCACAGCUCACUCAAUCAUGAGUUUUUCAGAGGCAAGCCAACUUCUAGAGAGGUGUCCUCCCAGCAUCCAUAUGCAGAGCAGUACAUUGGAAAACCUCACGUCAUGACAGUGGACUACAACAGCUCCCUGGAGUUUGACUCCGCCAUCAGGGAAAUUAUGAGGACCAAGGUUGAGCCAUAUCUGCCAUAUGAGUACACCUGUGAGGGGAUGCUGGAGAGAGUACAUGCCUACAUACAGCAUCAGGACUUCUGUGCCCCAGAGCCUCCUUUCAUUCCAGCCAACCUCUCCAAAAAGGGGUCUGCUGGUGGCAGCAGAAUGACAGGACCUCUGUUUGUGCCCCUUCCCAAUUCCACAGCCCUUGGCUGGCCAUCCAAUAUGACGGUUCCUCAUGUCUGGCCUCCUCUCAGCUCCCUCAGGCUGCUCGUAUCUCAAGAGGGCCAGUCCUGUGUGGAGGCAUGCCAGUCAGCUGGCUUCAUCUGUGAGCCUGCUCACUUCCGCUUCAUCAACAACAAGGACGCCCUGCGUGGGUUGGAGGUGCAGUGCGAGGUGGUAGACUCAGAGAUCAACCACAUUCUUCCAGCCUUCUCAGUGCUGCGGCAGGAGUGCGGCCUCCAGCGGGAACCCCUCCUCUUCAGCUGUGCAGGUCAUUCCCCCAAAUACAGACGUCUUUGCCCCUGCAGAGACUUCCGCCGCGGCCAGGUGGCGCUGUGCAGAGACUGUCUAUAAAGACAGGGCAUGUGAAGGACAGAACCAAAAGAAUUAGACACAGAUUGGCGGGGGAAAGGCUGUGGUUGAAGGCAACCACAGCCAGAGUAGGUGUGACAAAUUACCCAAUGGUGCAGAGAGGCAGCUUCCUCCAAAACAGUAAAUGUAGGAUGAUGAGGAACCGGUAUGCAUUGAUUUGAAGAGCUUAAAGGAGGCUUGGAUAGCUACCAGGUUGAUUGUGGUUGACUGUAGUUGUUAGAGCAGCCGUUAUACUGUAACAGGCUGGUGGCAUACUGUAUAGCAGCAAGACUUCAUAGAGCAGGGUAGCAUUGAUACCAGGUGUCUUUACAAGGAGGAAGUAUACUCCACUGAAGGGUAAAUGCUGGGUUACAACUCACCAAGCCAACCAUCUUUCACAUUAACCCUCCAACUACAGUAUAAUAGUUUCAACAAGAUGUGAUACACAACAUUUCAUUUUCAGAACCGCCUCUUGCAAAAAAUGGGGUGUUUAAGUUGGGAAACGUACACUUGUGACUGCAGAGAAACUCAGUAUUGGACUAUAGUGUCGUUCUAUGACAUAGUCUUCAAAUAUUGUUGCUUGGAGAAGGCAACCUCGGGUCAAUAUCCAAUCUCCUCUCUGCACGUGGACAAAGGAUGAUGGACAGCCGGGUUAUCUCCCUUGCUUUUUUCUCUCUCCU